AUGAUUCCUACUAUUGUUGUUAACGACUAUGAUGCGAUUCCUGCUACUGUUGUGAAAGACUACGGAAACUUCAACUCCCCAAUACCGGUCCAGGAUACUCCAUACCCAGGUGUUCACUCGAUUAUUGCGCUUGGUUAUCCUUUCGAAGAAGAAGAAGAUGGGAAGGAACUAAUCUUUGAAGCUCUGUCCGAUAAGUGUAUCGACGAGCUGAGGCAAGUCAGCGACUUUUACGACAACAAAGAAGCCAUCGAAAUGGGGCUAUAUGAAGAGUUUGAGAAGUGA
Penicillium manginii is the source of this 282-nucleotide messenger RNA. RefSeq lists its product as uncharacterized. The record is from RefSeq and is a predicted model, not a curated record. Lineage: Eukaryota; Fungi; Ascomycota; Eurotiomycetes; Eurotiales; Aspergillaceae. The coding region runs from base 1 to 282 and encodes 93 amino acids. The transcript is spliced from 3 exons.